AUGGCGGAUCAACACGACGUUGAUCUCGACUCUAUUAUUGACCGCCUCCUCGAGGUGCGCGGUAGCCGUCCUGGCAAGCAGGUACAGCUUCUGGAGACCGAAAUUCGAUAUCUCUGCACAAAGGCCAGGGAGAUCUUCAUCAGCCAGCCAAUCCUACUAGAGCUAGAGGCCCCUAUCAAGAUCUGCGGCGAUAUUCAUGGCCAAUACUAUGACCUACUGCGCCUCUUCGAAUAUGGCGGCUUCCCCCCGGAAGCGAAUUACCUUUUCCUAGGUGAUUAUGUAGAUCGUGGCAAGCAGUCGCUCGAGACCAUCUGCCUCUUGCUCGCAUACAAGAUCAAGUACCCCGAAAACUUUUUCAUCCUAAGGGGUAACCACGAAUGUGCGUCCAUCAACCGUAUCUAUGGCUUCUACGACGAGUGCAAGCGCCGUUACAAUAUUAAGCUAUGGAAGACAUUCACCGACUGCUUCAACUGCCUGCCGAUUGCAGCAAUCAUUGAUGAGAAGAUCUUCACGAUGCAUGGUGGUCUAAGUCCCGACCUCAACUCGAUGGAACAGAUCCGCCGAGUAAUGCGACCAACCGACAUUCCUGACUGCGGUCUGCUGUGCGACCUGCUAUGGUCCGAUCCGGACAAGGAUAUCACGGGCUGGAGUGAAAAUGACCGUGGCGUUUCAUUUACCUUUGGUCCCGAUGUUGUCUCUCGGUUCUUGCAAAAACACGAUAUGGACCUGAUCUGCCGUGCCCACCAGGUUGUGGAAGAUGGCUACGAAUUCUUCUCGAAGCGUCAAUUGGUCACUCUGUUCAGUGCACCGAAUUACUGCGGAGAGUUCGACAACGCCGGAGCUAUGAUGAGUGUCGACGAGAGCUUGUUAUGUUCCUUCCAAAUUCUCAAACCUGCUGAGAAGAAACAAAAGUACGUCCAUGGCGGCCUCGGAGGCAGCGGUUUCGCAUCUCCAAGAAAGCAAUCAUCCAAGUCUUAA
This is a messenger RNA of Daldinia decipiens, 978 nucleotides long. RefSeq names its product Serine/threonine-protein phosphatase PP1. The transcript has 4 exons. Bases 1 to 978 code for a protein of 325 amino acids. Gene Ontology annotation, cellular component: nucleus; cytoplasm. The record is from RefSeq and is a predicted model, not a curated record. Gene Ontology annotation, molecular function: protein serine/threonine phosphatase activity. NCBI's taxonomy places the organism in Eukaryota, Fungi, Ascomycota, Sordariomycetes, Xylariales, Hypoxylaceae.